Messenger RNA from Talpa occidentalis (Iberian mole), 966 nucleotides. RefSeq names its product troponin I1, slow skeletal type (gene TNNI1). NCBI's taxonomy places the organism in Eukaryota, Metazoa, Chordata, Mammalia, Eulipotyphla, Talpidae. Gene Ontology annotation, cellular component: troponin complex. The transcript is spliced from 6 exons. The coding region runs from base 90 to 605 and encodes 171 amino acids. The record is from RefSeq and is a predicted model, not a curated record. Gene Ontology annotation, biological process: muscle contraction.
CAGAUGUUCAGUUCUGCAGCCUCUGCCUCACCCACCUCUCCUGCUUCUCCCCUCAGAGAAAGUCCAAGAUCACCGCAUCCCGCAAACUCAUGCUAAAGAGCCUGAUGCUGGCCAAGGCCAAGGAGUUCUGGGAGCAGGAACACGAGGAGCGGGAGGCUGAGAAGGCCCGCUACCUGGCUGAGCGCAUCCCCACGCUGCAGACCCGUGGCCUGUCUCUCCGUGCCUUGCAGGAGCUGUGCCGGGAUCUGCAUGCCAAGGUGGAGGUUGUGGAUGAGGAGAGAUAUGACAUCGAAGCCAAAUGCCUGCACAACACCAGGGAGAUCAAGGACCUGAAACUGAAGGUGCUGGAUCUCCGUGGGAAGUUCAAGCGCCCGCCCCUGCGCAGGGUCCGGGUCUCAGCGGACGCCAUGCUCCGGGCCCUGCUGGGCUCCAAGCACAAGGUGUCCAUGGAUCUUCGGGCCAACCUGAAGUCUGUGAAGAAGGAAGACACUGAGAAGGAGCGGCCCGUGGAGGUAGGUGACUGGAGGAAGAACGUGGAGGCCAUGUCCGGGAUGGAAGGCCGGAAGAAGAUGUUUGAUGCUGCUAAGUCUCCGACCUCACAGUAGAGGUCCUGGGAACACUCCGUGCCGCUUUGUCCCGCAGGCCGCUUGCCACACUGUGUGUGGGCUCUCGCUUCACGCUCUUCCAUCAGGUUCCAUCUCUCUGCAUCCCAGCCUGCCUCACCUUUCCCCUCCAGCCUGAAUUUCUUCCUUUUGGAAAUGGGAUAAACACACACGCAAGAGAGGAGAACACCAGUGUGACCCUUAUUGAAGACCUCACCCCAGGUGGGAGGCACCCUAGGUCUCCCCAGCAGCCAAGCUGAAGACGAGGACGUGAGGGCACCCACCCCAGCCUGGUGCGCCUCCUCCUCGCUGCUGUGUGUAUGCGUGCAUGGUGUCACAGCCUCCCCAUUAAAAACCCAGUGUC